CCGUCGCCAUGAGGACCGACUCCGUCCGGCUCUGAUCUGAACCCGUCGUCGGGUUGGUAUGUUGGAGUUGGAGCACAGCUGUCGGCGAUCCAGCUGUGGAGGCUCCAUCUGCUCGCUGCCUGGAGGAAGCCUGUGUGAGCUGGACCAUGAGUGGAGGUGGAGCCUCCCCUGAGGGCCUCCAGGGUCCGGUCCAGGGUCCCCAUCGGGCAUGGCACCAGUACAGGAAGCUCUGGAGGAGAUCCGACCCCCACCAGGCUCCGGAGCAUCCGCUGGACCGAUACAAGUGGAGAACAUCUGGCCAGUGGGCGCCGAACAAUGAGCAAAUCACAGAGCCGCCUCUCCUGAGGCUGCUCAGCUUACCGAGGUUCAACACCCCCCCAAACCCCAGUGGAGAUCAGUCCGACGAAGACCGGGCCAGGACCGGUUCUCUGCGAAGGAUCAUCCCCUUCUUCCGGUCUCUGUCCGAACCCGGAGCCACCGGCAGCUCCGAGAGGACGACGCUCAGGAAGGCCAGAUCGGAACGUCGAGCGACGGCCGUCAGCAGCUUCAUCAGCUCACUGCAUCGGAGGAUCAGCAGAGUCCUGGAAGGAGAAGCCGAAACCGACAGAGGAGAAUCUGAUGUCAAAGGUCCUCCGGCUCACCGGUUCUCCUGCGGUCAGAGUCCGUACACCGACAGCAGCGCCUGGGAGAGGAAGUUCUGCGUCCUGACCGACAGCCAGCUGAUCCUCCUGAACAAAGACGACGAGGCUACAGGUGAGGUCCAGGAGAGCCCCACUGGCUCCCAGAAAGGCCGGAGCCUCCGUCGGACCGUCAGCGUCCCGUCAGAGGGUCAGUUCCCAGAGUUCCAGGCAGAGGGCGCCGCCGUGCUGGAAGUGUCUUCGGAGCGAUCUCCGAGGAGGAGGAGUAUUUCUGGUUUGGGGAGUUCAGAGAAAAGCGUCGCAGUCGACAAUCCGAACUCGUCUCCUUUCAAAGUGCCGGGGUUUUUCAGUAAACGUCUCAAAGGCUCCAUCAAGAGGACGAAGAGUCAGACCAAACUGGACAGAAACACCAGCUUCAGACUGCCGUCGCUCCGACCUGCUGACGCCGACAGAUCUCGAGGGCUUCCCAAGCUGAAGGAGUCGAGCUCCCAUGAGUCUUUGCUGAGUCCGGGCAGCGCGGUGGAGGCUCUGGACCUGAGCAUGGAGGAGGACGUCUUCAUCAAACCUCUGCACAGCAGCAUCCUGGGGCAGGAGUUCUGCUUCGAGGUGACGUAUUCGGGCGGCAGCAAAUGUUUCAGCUGUACUUCGGCCUCAGAAAGAGACAAAUGGAUGGAAAACCUGAGGAGGACAAUUCAGCCCAACAAGGAUAACUGCCGGCGGGCCGAGAACCUGCUGCGACUGUGGAUCAUCGAAGCCAAAGACCUGCCGCCCAAGAAGAAGUACUUCUGCGAGCUGUGUCUGGACGACAUCCUGUACGCCCGAACUACCAGCAAGACCCGCCACGACAGCCUAUUCUGGGGCGAGUACUUUGACUUCUCCAGCCUGCCCGCCGUGCACAGCAUCACCGUGCACAUCUACCGCGACGUGGACAAGAAGAAGAAGAAGGACAAGAACAACUACGUGGGCCUGGUCAACAUCCCGGUGUCGGGCGUGACUGGCCGGCAGUUCGUGGAGAAGUGGUACCCGGUCAGCACGCCCACCACCAGCAAGGCCAAGGGGGGCGGGCCGUCGAUCCGGAUCAAGUCCCGCUUCCAGACCAUCGCCAUCCUGCCCAUGGAGCAGUACAAGGAGUUCGCCGAGUUCGUCACCAACAACUACACCAUGUUGUGCUCGGUGCUGGAGCCCGUCAUCAGCGUCAAGAACAAGGAGGAGAUGGCCUGUGCCCUGGUCCACAUCCUGCAGAGCACCGGCAGGGCCAAGGACUUCCUGACAGACCUGGUAAUGUCUGAGGUGGAUCGAUGUGCUGACCACGACGUCCUGAUCUUCAGGGAGAACACGUUGGCCACCAAGGCCAUCGAGGAAUAUCUGAAGCUGGUGGGACAGAAAUACCUGCACGACGCACUCGGUGAGUUCAUCAAAGCUCUGUACGAGUCAGACGAGAACUGUGAGGUCGAUCCGAGCCGAUGCCCCAGCAGCGAUCUGGCCGAACACCAGAGCAACCUGAAGAUGUGCUGCGAGCUGGCCUUCUGCAAGAUCAUCAACUCCUACUGCGUCUUUCCUCGUGAGCUGAAGGAGGUUUUCGCGUCGUGGAAGCAGCAGUGCGUCGCUCGCGGCCACCAGCAGGACAUCAGCAAACGUCUGAUCAGCGCCUCCCUGUUCCUGCGCUUCCUCUGCCCGGCCAUCAUGUCGCCAUCGCUCUUCUACCUGAUGCAGGAAUAUCCGGACGACCGAACGUCUCGGACGCUGACGCUCAUCGCCAAAGUAAUCCAGAACCUCGCCAACUUCACCAAGUUCGGCAACAAGGAGGAGUACAUGGCCUUCAUGAACGACUUCCUGGAGCACGAGUGGGCGGGGAUGAUGCGUUUCCUGUCGGAGAUCUCCAACCCGGAGACGCUGUCCAACACGCCGGGCUUCGAGGGCUACAUCGACCUCGGCAGGGAGCUGUCGGUGCUCCACGCUCUGCUGUGGGAGGUCGUCUCCCAGCUGGAUAAGGGUGAAAAUUCCUUCCUGCAGGCCACCGUAGCCAAGCUGGGCCCGCUGCCGAGGAUCCUGGGAGAUAUUUCCCGCUGCCUGGCCGCUCCCACGCCGGUCCAGCAGCAGCUCCGACGCUUCCAGGACCACAGCUCUGCCCACAACAUCAGCGGCAGCCUGUCGUCAGGGUUACAGCGAAUCUUUGAGGACCCCGCCGACAGCCGUUGUGAGGUUCGUAGUCUUCAGUCUCCGGUGGAGCUGAUGGAGGGUUACGUUCGAGGUCAGCGCCCCCUGCUGGCCCAGCAGCAUCCCUCCACCAGGACCAGUUUCUCGGACCAGGAGGACCGAGACGUCCUGCUGCCCAACGGUCGCAGCAUCUCCCUGGUCGACCUGCAGGACGCCCAGAACCUCCACGGACCCGCCGGGCCGCCGCCGCACCACGAGGCUCCGCCCCGCCUCAGCAGAGUGGGCUCCCAGGCCUCCAUUGGUCAGGCCCCACCCCCCGUCACCUACCCCCACUCCAACCCGCUGACGCCCCAGCCGGCGCCCCAUCAGGCCAAAGCUCCGCCCAGAGACGGCCAGCCGCAGAGCGCCCCCCAGGUGAGGCGUCCACUGCAUCCAUCGGUCGGCCAGCAGCGCAGCCUGCAGCCGCUGUCCUUCCAGAACCCCGUCUACCACCUCAGUAACCCUGCCCACAGCCUGUCCACAAGCUCCGCCCACUCGCUGCGGCAGGACUCCAGCUCAGAGAACCUGAGCACCGAGAGUUCUCACAACAGCCACAGCAACUCCGACGACUUUGGCAGCCAAGUGGGGGUCAAAGGUCGGGCUCCGUCCAACAGCAGCCUGGACGAGUCGGGCAGCCGGCGGAGCGAGGACUGCUCCACGCCGCGACGCCACGCGCUGCCGGACCUUCCGCCCGGCGCCGCCACGGCGGUCGCCAUCCCCCGUCAGAGCACGACGGCCGGCACCGCCCACAUCAUCAAGGUGGAGCAGCAGAGCCGAGGGGGCGGAGCCAGAACGCCAAGGUCCCUCCCCCAGAGCACCUCACUACGGAGCAGCAGCAGCGCCAACACAGAGCCCACGCCCACCGUCGCCCUCGGCAACCGGCAGCCGGAGAACGUAGCUCCGUCCCCGAGGAACGUCGCCAAGCAGCCGAUACCGCAGGUGGCGUCUCCGGUAGAGGCGGUGGCGAUGUCACCGGUGGAGAGAACGGCGGCCUGGGUCCUCAACAACGGCCAGUACGAGGAGAAGGAGGAGGAAGGAGGAGAGAGGAGCAGAGAGGAGGGCAGGAACACGGAGAAGUACGAGACAGAGAUCUCUCGGCUGAAGGAACGUCUCCGGGUUUCCGGCCGGCGGUUGGAGGAGUACGAACGGCGGCUGCUGGCUCAGGAGCAGCAGAUGCAGAAGCUGCUGCUGGAGUACAAGAACCGCCUGGAGGACAGCGAGGAGAGACUGAGGAGGCAGCAGGAGGAGAAGGACAGCCAGAUGAAGAGCAUCAUCUGCAGGCUGAUGGCCGUGGAGGAGGAGCUGAAGAGGGACCACGCUGAGAUGCAGGCGGUGAUCGAAGCCAAGCAGAAGAUCAUCGACGCUCAGGUCAGUAACGGAUGUGAAAUAAACCAAUCAGGCAAGUAACUGUAGCCCCGCCCCCUUCCCCUCCACCAGCCACCACGCUGUUUUAUUUAUUUAUUGUUUUCUUAUGGAAGGGGGAAAAAAACACCGGCGACAAGAAGCGCCAACACGCCUCGCACCUGUUGGAGCAGCUCAGGAAAAGUUUUAUUCAGUGAAGAUUCUAGAAAAGAGUUUAGAGAGAAAAGAACAGAAUCAUGAAACAUUUAACAAAAGAAUUAAACUUGCUCUUUUAUUACUUCAUUAAACUAUGGUCAAUUUAGUUUGAUUUUAAAACAAGAAUUUACAAAAAAAAACCCUCAUGAUGCUGCCACCACCGUGCUUCACAUCAUGAUGCCGCCACCACCGUGCUUCACAUAAUGAUGCUGCCACCACCGUGCUUCAUAUGAUGCCGCCACCACCGUGCUUCACAUCAUGAUGCCGCCACCACCGUGCUUCCAUCAUGAUGCCGCCACCACCGUGCUUCCAUCAUGAUGCCGCCACCACCGUGCUUCACAUCAUGAUGCUGCCACCACCGUGCUUCACAUGAUGCUGCCACCACCAUGCUUCCAUCAUGAUGCUGCCACCACCGUGCUUCCAUCAUGAUGCCGCCACCACCGUGCUUCCAUCAUGAUGCUGCCACCACCGUGCUUCCAUCAUGAUGCUGCCACCACCGUGCUUCCAUCAUGAUGCUGCCACCACCGUGCUUCCAUCAUGAUGCUGCCACCACCGUGCUUCCAUCAUGAUGCUGCCAUCUGACUCAUUCGCUGACUUCAGCUCAUCUUAAUUUCACUGUGUGACUUCUGCUGAAUUAAUCAUUUUUAACGGGCUAAAUAUCUUUUUUAUGUUAUGUAUUCUUAAUUAACUGUCAUCAUUUUGUAGAAAUCUGUUUUCACUUCAAUUCUUGUUAAAAAAAAAUCCAACUUAAAUUGACCAUUAAAUGUUGAAGAGCAGUAGACGCUGGAGCUCUCUCCCUGUUGAACUUUAACUCCAGACCAGCAGCUUCUGGCUGCAGGUGUGUCGGCGUGUUGCGCUCUGGUUUUAUUUCUGUUUGGCUGCAGACCUCCCACCUCCUCCUCACCCGCCUCCCCCCAAAACCACCAGAGCUUCCAGUUCACGCUCUUUAAACCCAGACCAGGUUGAAGGAGACGGUCCAGGUGUUUCCAGGUGAAACCCUGCAGCAGAGCUUCACCUUUUCAGUUCCUUUUUAGCUUCUUGGCUGUUGUUUAUAUUUUCGGCUGCAGCCCUCAAACUUCCUGUGGAGAUUUUCUCACGCUUCGCUCGACGUCAGGUCAAAACCACAUCAGGAAGUCCUCAAUGUCUGCAGAAAAACCCUUAAAUGCACCAUUAAAGCCCUUAACUUUGACCCAUUAAGUAAAAAAUGCUCAUAAAUUAAUGCUCACAAUAUUUAGAAUUAAUUUAAUACUUAAAACACAUUCAGCAGUAAUCUCCUGCUCAUUUCUGUGUGAUUUUAACAGUAAUAACAACAUUACAUAACACCUGAACACAUGAAUUUAUCAGAGCAGCUUUAAAGGGUUUAGUUUUUAUAAUAAAUAAUUUACAAUAUUAAACUCUUUCCCUUCAAACUUCUUUAUCAAUUAAAUGAAUCAGUUUGAUGUUUUUAAAAAUGCUUUUUAAGACAAUAAAAACUAUUGAGGUUGAAU
Acanthochromis polyacanthus (spiny chromis) is the source of this 5878-nucleotide messenger RNA. It is a transcript of the gene rasal2, whose product is annotated as RAS protein activator like 2. Gene Ontology annotation, biological process: regulation of GTPase activity. Lineage: Eukaryota; Metazoa; Chordata; Actinopteri; Pomacentridae. The record is from RefSeq and is a predicted model, not a curated record. The transcript has 18 exons. The coding region runs from base 147 to 4241 and encodes 1364 amino acids.